This is a messenger RNA of Camelina sativa (false flax), 666 nucleotides long. The record is from RefSeq and is a predicted model, not a curated record. NCBI's taxonomy places the organism in Eukaryota, Viridiplantae, Streptophyta, Magnoliopsida, Brassicales, Brassicaceae.
AUGCGGUUGUGCAUAGACUACCGUGGGAUUAACAAUGUCACUAUCAAGGACAAGUACCCACUACCGCGGAUAGAUGAGUUGUUGGAUCAACACAGGGGAGCGAGUUGGUUUUCAAAGAUUGAUCUAGCCUCAGGCUAUCAUCAUAUUUCAAUCUCUGAACCAGACGUGAUGAAGACUGCCUUUAGGACAAGGUAUGGUCAGUAUGAGUUUGUAGUGAUACCAUUUGGACUCACUAAUGCGCCGGCAGCAUUCAUGCGCCUAAUGAAUGAAGUAUUUCACGAUUACUUGAAUAAGUUCAUGAUAAUAUUCAUUAAUGAUAUUCUCAGCUACUCUCGUAGUACUGAGGAGCAUCAAGAUCACUUAAAGAAGGUCUUGGAGAGACUAAGAGAGCAAAAGUUAUUUGCCAAGUUUAGUAAGUGCAAGUUUUGGCAAAGAGAAAUUGGUUUUCUUUUCCAUCGAGUUUCGGAGAAAGGAGUAUCAGCAGAUCCCGAAAAGAUUGCUGCGAUUCAAGAAUGGCGAAAGCCUACAACCGUGACAGAAGUGCGGAGUUUCUUAGGACUUGCUGGUUAUUACCGGAAGUUCGUGAAGGGAUUUUCUUUGAUAGCAAAACCCUUGACGCGACUUAUGGGUAAGGGAGUUCCAUUUAUCUGGGACGCGGAGGUGUAA